Molecule: messenger RNA, 1606 nt
Organism: Oryctolagus cuniculus (rabbit)
Lineage: Eukaryota; Metazoa; Chordata; Mammalia; Lagomorpha; Leporidae
Source: RefSeq, a predicted model, not a curated record
GCCAUGCCAUGGGUGGUGACCUCUUCCAUAAUACGAUGAUUGAGUAACCCACAGACUUCUUAACUCUGCAGCCUCGGGGGCUGCCAGGCCACGUGGACAUGGAGAUUCUGCACAACUCCACAGACUUCAUCCUCCUGGGUCUCAUCACCCACCCCACGUGCCCUGGCCUCAUCUUUGCAGUCAUCUUCUCCAUCUUUGUGGUGGCUGUCACAGCCAACGUGGCCAUGAUCCUGCUCAUCCACAGGGACCCACACCUCCACACGCCCAUGUACUUCUUGCUCAGCCAGCUCUCCUUUAUGGAUACUGUCUACAUCUGUGUCACUGUCCCGAAGACACUCCAAGACCUGCUGUCCAAGGAAAAGACCAUUUCCUUCCUGGGCUGUGCAUUUCAGAUCUUCUUCUACCUGACCCUUAUUGGAGGUGAAUUCUUCCUGCUGGGCUUCAUGGCCUAUGACAGAUAUGUGGCUGUGUGCAGGCCCUUGCAGUACCCUCUCCUCAUGAACCGCAGGGUUUGCUUAUUCAUGGUGGUGAGCUCCUGGGUAGGCGGAUCCUUGGAUGGAUUCAUGCUAAGUCCUGUCACCAUGAGCUUCCCCUACUGUGGGCCUCGAGAGAUCAACCACUUCUUCUGUGAGAUCCCAGCGGUGCUGAAGCUGUCAUGCACAGACACGUCUCUCUACGAGACCCUGAUGUAUGCCUGCUGUGUGCUGAUGCUGCUCAUCCCUUUGUCUGUCAUUUCUGUCUCCUACACACACAUCCUCAUCACGGUCCACAGGAUGAACUCUGCCAAGGGCUGGCACAAAGCCUUCACAACGUGUUCCUCCCAUAUAAUGGUGGUGAUCAUCUUCUAUGGGGCAGCCUUCUACACCAAUGUGCUGCCCCAUUCCUACCACACGCCAGAGAAAGAUAAGGUUGUGUCCGCAUUCUACACCAUCCUCACCCCCAUGCUGAACCCCCUCAUCUACAGCCUGAGAAACAAGGAUGUGGAAGAGGCUCUUAGGAAAGCCCUGGGGAGGUGUGCUGCCUCCCGGAGAAUCAGAGCAGGGGGAGUGCCCAGGAAAUACUAGGAGUGGGUGAUGAAGCAAGUCUCCUUGUUGCUAUGGCCAAUGACACAGUCAUUCCAGAAAGUACUGCCUUGAUUCUGAAAAGCAUGCCCUGUCAUUUUCACAACUCAAAAUCACCCACUGAGAAAAGUCAUUGCACUGCAAGCACCAGUUAAGAAAAGUAGACAAAAGCAGCAAGCACCUCAUCAUGGUUAACUUGCUCAAAUACAUGCUUAGUCCAUCAGCACCACCAAUCAUCCCAGCAGGCAAGCACCCCUUCUGAGUAUCAUCAGCAGUCAUUUUUGAUAUAUUUUUGCGAUUUAUUUAGAGAGAGGAAGAUAUUUCAUCCAUUGAUUCAUUCCUCAAAUGGUCACCAUGGCCGGGGUUAGUCUGGGCCAAAGCCAAGGACCAGGAGUUUCACCCAGGUCUCCCAUGUGGGUGCAGGUACCCAAGUACAUGGGUCACCUUCUGUUGUUUUCCCAGGUGCAUUUUAUACAUCACAAGUGGGUGCUUUCAGUCUGUAUUGAUGACCAACUUCUGCACAGAAAUUACAGCAGAAUUUUACA